AGUCAGCGCGCUUUAGCAAUAUCGGAAAGUCGUUACAACUUUCCCGUUUUUAGCGCGAUUCCGACCAAACAAAAACUGAGACGAACUGCGUUAUGGAUUACACCAGAAAUAUUAUCCUUUUCAUAAUUUGUUCAAAAUGUGUUGCUGUAAAUAUAGAUAAGAUAGAGGUACCAGCCACAGUCGAAUUAGGUACUGAGUCAAUAAUACUUGACUGUCAGUAUAGUACAAAAACUGCAAAUCCAGCCGGUCUUGUGGUGAAAUGGUUCUUCAAUGGAUCUUCAGGGUUGGUGUAUCAAUGGAUACCACCUUUACGACCGCAAGUCAUUGGGCUAUUAAAAGGAAAAGUUGAUAUGAGCUUUAGAAUUUCAGACGAGCCCCUACAAGCGUACCGCGCGAUCAAAAUUCAGAAACCCUCAACAAAUCUCAGCGGGAACUACACGUGUGUCGUAUCUACUUUCACCGAGGAAGACCAGCAAACUCGAUCCAUGAUUGUAUACAGUCCAGCAAAAAAAUUCCGAUUCAUACAAGAAAAGAAAUAUGUAUUUUUAGUAACAUUGAUCUGUUUUGCACAAGACGUGUAUCCAGAUCCAGAUAUUUCAAUAUGGUCCCAGAGCAAAUUGCUAGAACAGGCUGUAAAAGAAUCGCAAAUAAAUUCUUGGGGUCUGUACACAGUAACUAUAAAGGCAGUUGUACACGACGAAGACGUCACUGGUCUCUAUGAAGAGUAUGUGUGUGAAUUAUCUUUACCUCAAACAAACUAUACGAGAAACCUUACAACUGUUUAUUAUCCUGGCCUCAUGCCAACAGCCUACAUAUCCGCCUACGAGGUACAGAAGCCUCAACAACAUCAAGCAAAUAGGACUUCGACCAACAGCGAACAAUUUAAAAUAUUCUGUGACCUAAUUUUAAUGAUGGCAUUUUGUAAUAUUUUUAAAAUAAAAACGUACUAAAUACGUAAA
Colias croceus (clouded yellow) is the source of this 959-nucleotide messenger RNA. RefSeq lists its product as uncharacterized. The record is from RefSeq and is a predicted model, not a curated record. Bases 93 to 950 code for a protein of 285 amino acids. NCBI's taxonomy places the organism in Eukaryota, Metazoa, Arthropoda, Insecta, Lepidoptera, Pieridae. The transcript is spliced from 7 exons.